AUGGGGUCUCUUCCAUCACCACCACCAUCACCUUCCCAAGAAAAUCUUCUUUCAAAUUAUGUCAUGGUUACAAUUUUCUGUCCUAGAGAGCCAACACCAAAUGUGACACUUUCUAAUUCAAUUCACCUUUAUUACCCUUCCACCAACACAUGGAACUAUGUUGGUACAUUUCCGGGCCUAGUUGAUGACCAAGUGUUAAAGGGAUUUUCCAUGGUUUCAUUAGGAGAUUUUGUUUAUAUAAUUGGAGGACAAAUUUGUUACAAAGAAAAAGUUCAUGUUAAUGAUGAUUCGGCUGAGUUUCUUGAUGAAGGUAUAAAAGUUAUACCUAAUGUACUUCGUUACAAUAUAAGAACCAAUCAAUGGUUUAAUUGUGCACCAUUAGGUGUUGCUAGGUAUGAUUUUGCUUGCACUGUUUGUGACAACAAAAUUUUUGUGGCUGGAGGAAAGUCCAUGUUGGCAAGUGCAAGAGGGAUCUCGUCGUCUGAGUUGUAUGAUCCUGAACUUGAUACAUGGACGCGUUUGUCUGAUUUGCAUAUUUUAAGAUAUAAAUGUUUAGGCGUGACGUGGAAAAGUAAAGUUUAUAUUAUUGGAGGUUUCGCUGAAAGAGAAGACUCUAAUUUAACUAUGACUAGUAUCGUUGAACGGAGUUCAGCUGAAGUUUAUGACAUGCAAGCAAAUAAAUGGGAACUUAUCGCAGGCAUGUGGCAACUCGAUGUACCACCUAAUCAAAUUGUGGCGGUGAAUGAGUCACUUUUUAGCUCGGGUGAUUGUUUGAAUGCUUGGAAAGGACACGUUGAGGCUUACGAUGGAACACUUUGGAAUGAAGUCGAGGGAUCACGUAAGAGAAGUCUUUCGACGUUGGAAUAUAACUACGAGAAUUGGCCUUUUAAUCAAAGACUCUACUUGACUAUGGCGCCGAUUGGGAAUAGAUUGUUUUUCUUGGCGGGCUAUAGGGUUGGUGAUGGAGAAUUGGCAAGAACAAUGUCUGUUGUUCAUGUAUUCGAUACAUCAACUAGUGCAGAUGCUUGGAGGAGCUUUGAACCAAUGGAAAUGGAAGGUGAGAAAGAGCUUUGUAGUCAUUGUUGUGUUGUGCAACUCUCAUCACUUAAUUGA
Messenger RNA from Vicia faba (fava bean), 1113 nucleotides. Lineage: Eukaryota; Viridiplantae; Streptophyta; Magnoliopsida; Fabales; Fabaceae. The record is from the annotation of a GenBank genome assembly.